Messenger RNA from Amblyraja radiata (thorny skate), 913 nucleotides. Its product is annotated as follitropin subunit beta. The record is from RefSeq and is a predicted model, not a curated record. Lineage: Eukaryota; Metazoa; Chordata; Chondrichthyes; Rajiformes; Rajidae. Gene Ontology annotation, biological process: follicle-stimulating hormone signaling pathway. The transcript is spliced from 3 exons. The coding region runs from base 174 to 668 and encodes 164 amino acids. Gene Ontology annotation, cellular component: extracellular region; cytoplasm. Gene Ontology annotation, molecular function: follicle-stimulating hormone activity.
AUUGCAGCCAAUGUGUAGAUUUACCGUGCACAUGGAAUUAUGAGGGCACUGCUGCUUUCUUUCAAUGCAAUCUCUACGCUUAGCAGUUGAGAGCUUGUACCUGUUCACCAGGUCUUUGUUCAGUUUCACCACACCUCUUAUGACGCAAUGCUUCGUAUACCGCAUCAUUGCUUAUGAUCAGUUUAAUGUUCCAAGCAAUGGUCCCGUCUAAGACAUUCACAAUUCAUCUGCUUCUCUUGGUACUCUGCCGAGCAUCGACGGUGUCUAUGAAUAAAUGCCAGUUGACGAACAUCACCAUCUCCGUGGAGAGGGAGGAGUGCGGAUUCUGCGGGACAAUAAAUGUCACCUGGUGUUCCGGUUACUGUUUUACUAAGGAUCCAGUCUGCAAGCACACCUUGGCGUUUGUGUACCAAGAGAUUUGCAGUUACAAGGAGAUUGUCUACGAAACGAUGACCAUUCCCAACUGCCCUGCCAACGUUAGCCCUUAUUAUACCUACCCAGUUGCAACGAGCUGCCAGUGUGGUAUGUGUAAUACUGAUACCACUGACUGCACUGUCUCAGCGAUGGGACCUGUUCACUGCUCGCUGGAACAGCCAAGGAGAAAUGAUUCGAGCAACUCGCAAAUCACUUCCAACCCAUCCAGCAGGACCAACGUCAAGGACAUUUAACGCACUGACCUUAAACCCAUACUCUGCCCGGGGAAAAAAAAACUAUUGUCCGUUUGGGCAGUGGUAUGAUGAUCGAUUUCUCCCACUUCGAGUAACCGCGGCAUUCCUUCCCUCUCUCUCUCCAUCCCUCCCCCACCCAAGUCGCACCAGCUUCUCGUUCUCACCUAGCAAACAGCUAACUACCGACUGUUCCCUUUCCCAUCGAUACUUUUACAGCGUAUUCUUCAUUCAUUUGUUCCAUAUCU